Scatophagus argus is the source of this 3787-nucleotide messenger RNA. It is a transcript of the gene irx2a, whose product is annotated as iroquois homeobox 2a. Gene Ontology annotation, molecular function: DNA-binding transcription factor activity, RNA polymerase II-specific; RNA polymerase II cis-regulatory region sequence-specific DNA binding. The transcript is spliced from 3 exons. The record is from RefSeq and is a predicted model, not a curated record. Bases 326 to 1882 code for a protein of 518 amino acids. Lineage: Eukaryota; Metazoa; Chordata; Actinopteri; Scatophagidae. Gene Ontology annotation, cellular component: nucleus. Gene Ontology annotation, biological process: regulation of transcription by RNA polymerase II; cell development; neuron differentiation.
AAUGCUCUGUGUGUCUGAAACUCCACUGGCUCCUUCUCUCCUAACUCCUCACUUCAUAGUGCUGCGUACUAAAAACAUCGGACGCUAGGGGAUCGAGACGCAUGCCACAUUGCCUCUAUGAGGGCACUUUAACAGAUCUUUCGGGUUUUUUUCCCAGUAAGGGGGCUGCGGAGGGAGGACUUUUUUUUUUUAAUUUUCGUUGUCUGGUGACUGUUUGCACGGCUGAUUAUUGAGUUGAUUGUUUAUUAUUUUGGCAAUUGUUGCCCGACGCCCUGCGCGUUUUUGCCUCCCUUUUUGGAAUCGGCGACCUAUCCCGCGCUCACCAAUGUCCUAUCCUCAGGGUUACCUCUACCAGCCCCCGGGCUCUCUGGCUCUUUAUUCGUGUCCGGCUUACGGGGCCUCGGCUCUGGCUGCCCCGAGGAAUGAAGACUUGGCGAGGUCGUCAUCUGGCUCAGCCUUCAGCCCUUAUCCUGGAUCGGCUGCUUUCUCCGCCUCGGCCGGUGCAGGCUUCUCCAGUCCGCUGUCAUAUCCCACGGAUCCAACAACGGGAUUCCCAUCCUACAUGAGCUCUCCAUAUGACGCGCACACUACAGGCAUGGCCGGGGCAUUGAGUUACCACCCAUACGGGAGUCCAGGAUACCCCUACCAACUCAACGACCCGGCUUACCGCAAAAACGCCACCAGGGACGCUACGGCCACCCUGAAGGCCUGGCUGCAGGAGCACCGGAAGAACCCGUACCCGACAAAAGGGGAGAAGAUUAUGCUGGCCAUUAUCACCAAAAUGACCCUGACGCAGGUCUCCACAUGGUUCGCCAAUGCCAGGCGGAGGCUCAAGAAGGAGAACAAGAUGACCUGGGCGCCAAGGAAUAAGAGCGAAGACGAGGAUGAGGAAGACGGGGACGGGGAGAGGAAAGAGGUGGAGCGCUCUGACAAAAUCCUGGAUAACAGCGAGGCUUCAGCGGAGGAUGAAGGUAUCAGCUUGCACGUCGACACUCUGACGGACCACUCCUGCUCAGCAGAGUCUGACGGGGAGAAGGUCAGCUGUCGUGUGGGAGAACUGGGCUCCGACCAGGCCGGCGACAAAUGCGACGACGACGACGACGACGACGACGAGGACCAGAAGCACGACUCGCGGGCUCAGCUCUCGCCCAAACCCGUCACAUCGUCUCCUCUGACGGGAGUAGAAGCUCCAGUUCUCGGCCAUCACAACCACCACCACCACCACCUCCAUCACCUCCACCAUCUCCACAGCCAGCGCGAGGAUUUGGCCCGGAGCCUCAUCAGCAGCAACAAUAUCAAUACCAAUAAAUCGUCUUCAUGCCUUGACAGCAGACCCUCUUCGGGGCCGCCUCAGAACCCAACAGUCAAGCCCAAACUAUGGUCGCUGGCGGAGAUUGCUACCUCGGACCAAAAGCAGCAACAUCAGCAACACCAACUGGGGCAGCCUGGGCAACCAAAUUGCCCCUCCUCCAGCGGUGGCCUCCUUACUCCCCCCACGCCUUCCACCGCCUCCCCGGCUGCCAGUUCCCCCUCCCUCUAUCCGGCCCCCUCCAUCCUUGGAAGACCUAUUUAUUACACUUCUCCCUUUUAUAGCAAUUACACAAACUAUGGCAACUUCAGCCCCCUGCAGGGCCAAGGGAUCCUGCGGUAUACUAAUUCAUCUGGAGUGAGUUUGGCUGCUGCCGCCGCCGCCGCCGCCGCUGCUGCUGCUGCAAACGAGGGUCUCAGCUCCUCUCACCAGGCUCUGGAGGCGAGCACCAACCCCAAGAACAGGCCAGACUCCCCCCUCGUUAAAAGUAACCCAAACCAGAUUGUUAUUGUCGAGCAGCAGCAGCAGCAGCAUUUCAGACCCGUAAAUUUAGAAGCAAAGAAAGGUACGUAAUAACACGAUGCGGCGCAGCGUGAACGUAUUUAAUCCGGUGUUGAAUCUUGAGGUUGCAUUUUUUUUUUCUUAAACGCAGGAGGUAAAUCGCACCACGGUGGAAGUAACAGUUCACUUGUUCCCAGUGCAAAUCAACUCGUUUUCUUUGUGUCUCUCUUAAAGUGUCAUUGCAGCCACACCAUAGGAUGAUCUGGCUGCUUUUCUUUGCUUUGUUUCAGGAAAAGUAAGAGUUUUUUUUCCAAGCAAGUUUGCAUGAGAAACAAGUGGUGUUAGUUGACGCCGUUAGCAGAUUUCCGCUUGUUUUAAGACGAAUGACCUACGUUUUUAGGACGGAAUAUGAGACAAAAUGACUUAUUAGGACGGACAUUUUGCAGCCGUCUUCGCAAAAGAACAUCUCUUACGGCCUAUAAUUCGUUUUCAGCGCAGUACGUUUUCUGAAAAAAACUCAUAAUUGUUCUCCACGUGUUUAGCAAUAUAUUCGGUCUUUCUCACAUAGAAUCGUUAAGUGUCAGGCAGUGGGAUUUUCAUCUUCAACAACGUUUUCAUCUUCGCAGUAGAAACAAGUAGGGCUACACACCAAGGAUUAGACAUUAAAAUGAUCCCCAUUAAGAACAGGCCUCAAAUCAGCCUAACCACUCGCCCUCACGCACGCACACACACACUCUCUUACUCACUCACAGAUACGCGCGUGCACACAAACACGUGUAGGCAGUCUAAGCAGAGACGUGUUGCCAUAGCUUUGAGCAGGAGUUCUAUUUUUAUGUUUCCUCUGAUAUGUGUGCGUGCGUGUGUGUGUGUGCGCGCGCGCGUGUGCGCACAGUGGGCCCCAAACCUUAUCUCUCAGUUUAGGAUAAUUGGAAUUACACAGGGUCAGCCAAAAGCAAACAAAUCACUUAGUUUGCUCUGUGCACUCAUCGUGCAACUUCUCAUCUUCAGAUUUCACUGAGGUGGCUGUAGUGAUGUCCUUGCGAACAUUUGCCGCUUGGUAGUCUGUAUAUUUUAUUUUUUUUAUUAUUAUUAAUAAGCACUUGCAGCAGGCUAAAGAGCUGUUUUGGUUGCUCCAACCUGAGAAAACGUCGUGUUUUGUGGGCUCGUGGAGGGAGCUGAUUAUUUGAUCGUGUGGGAGUUUUAUUUCCAUGGUCUGCAGGUAGGUGUCACAAUUGCUUUGAGUAUAAAGCGAAUAAGGCCACCACCUUUUAGCCCCACGUUUUAACCCCCCCAAUAACCUUUACUACAAACCGGAUCUAGUGCCACCAUACAGUCGGAAUGAAAGCUGCUACCGCUUCCUCAGCUCCACACAGGCUGAGACACUUCCUACAGCACACGUUUGUCAGUUUAUUACUGUAUCAUGUCAGUUGUUUUGAUGCAUUGUGGAUAAUAAUUUCAUAUGCUGGUUUGAAAAAAAAAUCUCCCAUUAUAUGUGAUUUACACGUUAUUUCUCAGGUUCCCACAGUUUGCUUAUUUGCCACGGUAUAUUAUUUUAGUAUAUAUUUACGUGUGGAAAACAUAAUUUGGCCUUUCUGUGAAACUGUACUUGUAAAAUGAGGUGUCUUGGGACGCAAAACGGACGGAGCUGAAGUGAACUUGAGGACUUCAAAGUGGAAUAGCCUACAUUUGAUAUUUAUUUUUUUAAAUGAUGGCGAAAUGAUGCCUGUAAUUUAUGCAAGUUGUAUUGCAAAACGGGAAACUGACAUCGUCUGUUUGUUUUGUAAAUAUAUAUAUUAUGGACGGUUUUUAUUUGAGAUGCAUUUGGGCAAAAGCUACACAAUCUUGUUAUCAGGAGAACUUUUACUAAUUUAUAUCUUUGAAUGUAAAUAAAAUAAAACGCGCUGGUAUUGAUGUACUGGCGGAGUAUGAUAUUCAUUAUUCAAAGGAGAAAAUAUUAAACUGUUUUCCCAACUAUUA